UAUCUGAGAAAGUCAAUGUCCAUAUCUUAAUUAUUAAUCACCAUGUCAUUAUUAUUGAUCUCUCCUCGCUUUUAUUUUUAUCUUCUCCUCAAAAACUUUGACUGUCUCAGUUAUGAGAAUUGGGUGAGUGCGGGGGAUUAAUUUCAUGGCAUUUUUUAAAUUAUUUUAUUUAUUUUGCUGCUACUCUGUUUUUGCUCUGUUUUUAGAGAAAUAAGAAACAGAGUCAGCGUGCGAGGAGAGAGAAACCAGAAGAGGAGAGAGAAAUUGGGGAUCUGCGUUUUGUUGACCAGGGGAAGAUCCCUCUCGUCUUCAGUAAAAUUCCCCAGCAUUUCAAUUAGGGUUUCAGUAUCCUCUUCUGAUCUUAUACGAAAAGGGUGAGGAGGAGAAAAUUUUGAGUAUCUCUUUCUUCUUCGUGUCGAAUAUCUGAUUUUAUUUUUAUUUUUUUGGGGGGGAGUUUGAAUUGUAGUGAAUUGAUUAAUUUAGAGUUCAAACGAGGUAACGCCCCCCGCAAAUUAGGGUUUUGGUGUCUUCUUUCGGUCUAGAAAGGGGGAAAGAGAGAGAGAGAGAGAGAGAGAGAGAGAGAGAGAGAAGGUUUUGAGUUCGUCGUUUCUUUUUGUGAGGAAUAUUUGAGUUCUAGGGUUUGAAUCUGUGAAUGAUUCGGUUUAAAAUGAGAUAAGAAGAAAUUGAGGGUUCCCCAAAUCUCUCUCUCUCAUGCAUAUUUCACUAUGGAAACCAAUUUCACACUGCGCUUCUCUAAUCCUCGAACAAAGGAAGAACGCCAAACCAAAGCUCCGUGGAAGCCCUGCGAGAGAGGCCUCUGAAGAUGGGCCCUCGCCAAACCCAAGCAUCGACGAUCCCUUCCUCUCCUCCGCCUCCGCCACGCCGAUUUCCCUCGUCGGCCGGUCCGCUCCUCUCCCGCACGCGCAAAAGGAAUUCCUCCAAGCCACCGCCCUGGCCGCUGACCACGCUUUCACGGACCCCGCAUCCAUCCCCGACCUCCGCGAGUCCUUCUCCAAGUUCAUCACCAUGUACCCCAAGUUCAAGAACUCUGAGAAGGUCGACGAGCUUCGCGCCGACGAGUACUCUCAUCUUGCUGAGGCUGGAGCCAAGGCGUGCCUUGAUUACUGCGGUUUCGGAUUGUUUUCUUAUAUUCAGAGUUUCCACCAGUGGGAGUCUUGUGCUUUUAGCUUGUCUGAGAUCACUGCUAAUUUGAGCAAUCAUGCACUGUAUGGGGGUGCUGAGGCUGGCACUGUUGAACAUGAUAUAAAGGUUAGGAUUAUGGAUUAUUUGAAUAUACCUGAAAAUGAGUAUGGGCUGGUUUUUACUGUGAGUAGAGGUUCGGCGUUCAAGCUUCUUGCUGAAUCUUACCCGUUUCAAACUAAUAAGAAGCUGUUGACGAUGUUUGAUCACGAGAGUCAGUCUGUGAAUUUGAUGGCUCAGUGUGCAAAAGAGAAGGGGGCAAAGACUUACAGUGCUUGGUUCAAGUGGCCAACGCUAAAGCUUUCUUCAAUUGAGCUGAGAAAGCAAAUAUCGACCAAGAAGAGAAGAAAGAAGGAUUCGGCGGUUGGCUUGUUCGUUUUUCCUGUUCAAUCUAGGGUUACGGGUGCAAAGUACUCGUAUCAGUGGAUGGCUUUGGCACAACAGAACAAUUGGCAUGUGUUGCUGGAUGCUGGUUCUUUGGGUCCUAAGGAUAUGGACUCACUUGGGCUUUCUCUUUUUAGACCGGAUUUCAUUAUAACUUCAUUUUAUCGGGUUUUUGGGUCUGACCCAAGUGGUUUCGGUUGCCUCCUAAUCAAAAAAUCGGUGAUGGGUUGUUUGCAGAACCAAAAUGGUGGAACUGGGUCGGGGAUGGUGAAGAUUAUUCCGGUGUUCCCUCAGUAUCUGAGUGAUUCAGUUGAUGGUUUGGAAGAAUUGGACGGGAUUGAGGAUGAUUUGAUCAAUGGAAACGAUGAGUCUUUGAUGCCAGGUACUAGCAAAGGAUCUCAAAUGCCAGCUUUUUCAGGUGCAUACACUUCGGCUCAGGUUCAGGAUGUGAUUGAGACUGAGAUGGAUCAUGAUAAUAGCUCAGAUAGGGAUGGGGCGAGUACAAUCUUUGAGGAAGAGAGUGUGUCCAUUGGAGAAGUUAUGAAAAGUCCAGUAUUUAGUGAGGAUGAAUCCUCUGAUCACUCUUUCUGGAUUGAUUUGGGUCAAAGCCCGUAUGGGUCAGAUCAUUCUGGUCAGCUGAAUAGAGGAGGGAAGUUGGGCUCUCCAUUGCCACCUUCUUGGUUCACUGGGAGAAAGACCCAGAAGAGACAGUCACCAAGACUUGCAACCAAGAUUUCAAGAAGUCCGAUAUAUGAUGAUCAUGUCGUGUCCUUUGAUGCGGCUGUUUUAGAAUUGGACAGGGUAAAAGAGGAUUCAGAAGAAGAAUCACAUGAACUAGGCAGGAAGGUGCAAAAUUUUCAUUACAGCAGUGAGAUUCAAGAAGAGCCUGAGACCAGGCCACAUACUGUGAAAUUCUCUUCUGCGAAUGGAUCAGUAGCCGAUAGCUCAGCCUCUAUCUUUGGUCAUCAUAUUUGUCAUGAGAAUGGCUCAACAUCUGAAGUAUGUCCAAAGACAAAAGAAAGUGCUAUCAGAAGAGAAACCGAAGGUGAAUUCAGACUAUUGGGAAGAAGAGAAGGAAAUGGCCGGUAUGGUGGAGGGAGGUUCUUCACUGUUGAAGAGAACGAGCAGGUUUUAAGCAUGGGGCAUAGAGUAUCCUUCAGUGUAGAUGACAAUAGACAUACUGAAAGAUUGAGUCAAGAAGCUGGGGAAGUCUCUGGACAGAACCAAGGAGACGAUGAUAAUGGUGCUAGCGAUGGUGAUGAUGAUGAUACCCAAGAAUGGGGCAGAAGGGAACCAGAGAUUGUUUGCAGACAUCUUGAUCAUGUGAACAUGUUGGGUCUCAACAAAACCACAUUUAGACUUCGGUAUCUGAUCAAUUGGCUGGUGACAUCUUUACUUCAGUUGAGGCUACCAGAUUUAAAUGGGGAAAAUGGUGAUCCUCUAGUAUGCAUAUAUGGCCCAAAGAUCAAGUAUGAGAGGGGUGCAUCUGUAGCAUUCAAUGUGAAAGAUAGCAGUGGAUCAUUAAUCAACCCGGAAGUUGUUCAAAGGCUUGCUGAGAAGCACGGCAUCUCUUUAGGCAUUGGCUUUCUUAGUCAUAUACGAGUUUUAGAGAAUCAGAAACAUGCGGCAGUUGAUAGUAAGAAUACCAUAAUCAGAGUGGAAGUCGUCACAGCGUCACUUGGAUUCCUCUCAAACUUCGAAGAUGUAUACAGAGUGUGGGCUUUUGUUGCGAGAUUUCUUGAUCCGGCUUUUGUUGAAGCUGGUAGACUAUCUACUGUUGAGGAAUCUGUGGAGACUUAGCAGUUGAAAUUGGUUUUUCUCAUAUUCUUUCAAGCUUCAAGGGUGAUGCAUGGCCUCUUGUGCAGCUUGGUUAACCACAAAUAUGGUUUGAUCAAGAGAUGCUGGGACCCAUAGAACAGGAGGAUGGUCUAAUGUUUUGUUUAUUCCUUUUGCGUCCUUGCUGAGGUGAUAGCUUGUGUUAAGGAGUUGGAUUUAUUUAUUCUUGGCGCAUUCCUCAUUGUAUGUAUCUUUUUCGCCAUUUCAUAUAGAUUUUGCUUGGAGA
Molecule: messenger RNA, 3646 nt
Organism: Asparagus officinalis (garden asparagus)
Lineage: Eukaryota; Viridiplantae; Streptophyta; Magnoliopsida; Asparagales; Asparagaceae
Exons: 2
Coding region: 712-3384 (890 amino acids)
Source: RefSeq, a predicted model, not a curated record